AUGGCCCUCAAACCAGGCGACAAAUUCCCGGACAACGUUGUCUUCCAGUACAUCCCCUACGCGGAGGAAAGCAGCGAGAUCAACGCCUGCGGCAUCCCAAUCAACUACAACGCCUCCAAAGAAUGGGCCGAUAAGAAAGUCGUCCUCUUCUCCGUUCCUGGCGCAUUCACCCCUACCUGCUCGGAAAACCAUCUACCUGGGUACAUCAAGAGCCUCCCGCAGCUGAAGGAAAAGGGCGUGCAGAUUGUUGCUGUCCUGGCGUCGAACGAUCCGUUUGUGAUGAGUGCGUGGGGCAAGGCGAAUCAGGUCAAGGGGGAUGAUAUCCUGUUUCUGUCUGAUCCCCAGGCGCGGUUCUCGGAUAGCAUUGGGUGGGCGAAUGGGGGCCGGACGGGCCGGUAUGCGAUUAUCAUUGAUCAUGGGAAGGUGACCUAUGCGCAGAUUGAGACGGAGAGGGGGGCUGUCAAGGUUUCCGGUGCGGAUGCUGUUCUGGCGCAUUUGUGA
Molecule: messenger RNA, 501 nt
Organism: Aspergillus pseudoviridinutans
Lineage: Eukaryota; Fungi; Ascomycota; Eurotiomycetes; Eurotiales; Aspergillaceae
Product: peroxiredoxin family protein
Exons: 5
Coding region: 1-501 (166 amino acids)
Biological process (GO): cell redox homeostasis; cellular response to oxidative stress; hydrogen peroxide catabolic process
Cellular component (GO): mitochondrion; cytoplasm; peroxisome
Molecular function (GO): thioredoxin peroxidase activity
Source: RefSeq, a predicted model, not a curated record